UCAGUCGUGCGUUUAUUUAACUUACAUGACAAGGCAUAUGAAACUUGUACUUAUAUAUGUGAUAUAAACUUUUUUCUCUUGUUCUAAGUGUAUCAAUAUGUUUCACUCUAUCUCUUGUCAAGCUCUAACUAUUUUACAUAACAGGUUACUAACUAACCGUUUAUUUAUUUUUUAAUAAUGGAAGAGGAAUUUGAAUAGUUGAAUAUCGGUCACAUAGCAAUCAUUUUCAUAGUUCUUUAUUUCAUCAUUUUUUGAUGUAAUUGCGGAUGUUCACACUAAUAUAGUAAAUUAAACUUAAACUUCUCCCAGUUAUAAACAAUGUGGGUAAUAUUAAUUGUGUCGUUCAUUUUUAUGGAAACAGGUGCUAAUUCCGUUACAAUUCAAUUAAAUGAAACAUAUAAUUACACGAGCGUGGAGUUAGCAUGCAGCUAUCAGAGCGACACGGAAGUCUCGGUUGGUUAUUAUCAGAAACUGCCUUUUGAAAAGUCAUUUGGAAGAAAAAUAGCAAUAUCAAGAAAUAUUGGCAACUGUACGAUCACUUCUUUGCCGAACAAUAUUUUAUGUAGAUGUGUCACCAACAAACAUGUUAGCUGCACAAUUAAUAAUCUCACGACUGCCAAUGAAGCAGAAGAAUGGAAAUGUGCAAUACCAAACACAACUGGUGCAGUCGGUAUCUUUAGCAAUGUGGCACGAAUCUCUCUUCAGUAUACAAAAACAACGGCCAGUACUGAAUCCACCGAAAGCAUCAAUGAAAGUACCUUUAAAACGAUAUGGAGUACAGAGAGUGAUAUAAGCAUCGGAAACGUCGGAGAAACCAAGCCGUUCACCGACGAUAGGACAAGGAUUGUGGUGUUCAUUUCAUCCGUUCUUGGAAGUCUCAUUAUGGUGGUGGCGAUCACGGUUCCUUUGUCGAUCCGAUGUCGCAAAUCUUGGGUGCCCUCGAGCGGACAUUUGCCUACGGUAAAAGAGUCCGGACCUUUAAGUAUGGUGCACAAUACCACGCUACAAAGGUUUGUCGAUACAGCCGAUGUUCGUAGUCUGGACAGUUGUUAUUAUAUCGGUUGCAUCGCUGGAACCGCCAGUCAGUCAGCUACGCAUGUGGUAAACUCAGAAGCUAAUGUGGAGGACGGCACAAACACGACUGAAGAUACCUAUCAAUACUCGGAAAUUCAAGAAGACCCGAACUCUGUUCCAAAUUCAUUAUCUUUACAAAAAGAUCCAUUCUCUAAACAUUUACAAAAUGUUACGCCCACAGACAAAGCUCAUUACACAGAUACAAUAAAAUGUUCGUCGCAAACAGACCAUUGUAUUAGCUUUAAUACAUAUACUUUUGCAAAGAAUCAAUGUCUUUUCGCAGAGUUUGUUCCAAAUAGAGGAGCCGCAAACAAGGGUGUUAACAGAAAUUGUAUUACAAGAAUGACCAACGACGACGAAAUAGCGUAUGCCGAAUGUACGGAAAAUAUGAUGCCCGUUGAAAGAGCUGAAAAUUUUUCGUCAAUUGAGACCGCUGAAAAGAAGAAACUAGAAGACAACAUCUACCUCACAGCGAUAUACAGCCCGGUGCCAGAACGGUUGGAGAACGAUGGCGAAUUAUAAAAUGAAUAUUAGUUUUAAAAAAAUUCAUAUGUGUGAAAUAUGUGGCACACCAUUCUGUUUUCAAAUCGGAUACGACAGGAGGGGGGGGGGCAUUUAAGGAUUGAGUAAUUAUGUUUAUGUUUUAGUGAACAAAAUAAUAUGCAUUAUUGAUUAUAUUGUGUUUAACAUCAUGUAUUCGCUAUUUGUAUUUUAUUGUGAAAACACUCGUUACGUCUGAAAAUCGAUACAAGCCCACAAGGGUACACUAUUAUAAAUAAAGGGUACUAAUUAGUCUAUCAAGCAGUUGGUUGACCAUAAAUGGGACACUAAGUGUUGUAUAUUUUGUACACAUUUUUCUUUUUGUGGCAAAAUUAUUUGAAUAAAGAUUCAAUCGGAA
Dreissena polymorpha is the source of this 1972-nucleotide messenger RNA. RefSeq lists its product as uncharacterized. Lineage: Eukaryota; Metazoa; Mollusca; Bivalvia; Myida; Dreissenidae. The record is from RefSeq and is a predicted model, not a curated record. The transcript is spliced from 7 exons. The coding region runs from base 319 to 1596 and encodes 425 amino acids.